Mytilinidion resinicola is the source of this 504-nucleotide messenger RNA. Its product is annotated as PR-1-like protein. Lineage: Eukaryota; Fungi; Ascomycota; Dothideomycetes; Mytilinidiales; Mytilinidiaceae. The record is from RefSeq and is a predicted model, not a curated record. The transcript has 2 exons. The annotation marks the transcript as partial.
CCGGUAGGCUACAAUGAGCGAGCGCUCAAAGCACACAACUGGGUUCGCGCCCAGUACCCCAUUCCACUGAUGACAAUCGACGCCAAGCUCACUGAAACGGCUAUAAAAGCUGUCCGGACCUGCGUCUUCGCACCCAACGCCAAAAUCGACGGCGGCGGCUACGGCCAAAACAUCGCCGUCAAGGCCUCCUUCUACGGCGUGGACAGUGUCAUCCAAGACAUAUGGAACAACAGAUCGCACGAGGCUGCGUUCGCGCCCUACCUCGGCCAGGCGACGCCCUGGGACGGCGACAACAAGACAGACGCCGACCCGCGGGUCUGGGGUGUCUACACGCAGCUGAUCUGGCACAACUCGACGCGCGUGGGGUGCGCGACAAAUUUCUGCGCCCAGCUGCAGAAGUUUGAGGACGGCAGCCCGGCGUUUUACACCGUCUGCCAUUACCAGGACCCGGGGAAUGUGAAGGGGCAGUUUCAUUUGAAUGUGUUUGAGAAGAAGACAAGAUAG